Phytomonas sp. EM1 is the source of this 3003-nucleotide messenger RNA. Lineage: Eukaryota; Euglenozoa; Kinetoplastea; Trypanosomatida; Trypanosomatidae. The record is from the annotation of a GenBank genome assembly.
AUGCAAAGCCGGGUGACGUUUAUCGAGGAUGAGGGGGUGAUGAUGCGGACGGAUUUCUUCCGGAUGUGGCCGGAUACCCGGCUCGACGUCGCGAGCGCCGCGCUCAACACCGCCGCCCCGAUCGCGCUGCGCGGGCGCGCGCACACCGUCGACGAGCUCGGGCGAUUCGCCAAACGCGCGUGUGCGCUUCCGGUCGGUCGCGGGAUGCUCACGAUGUGUACGCAGAACUUUAAGGUCCGCGAUAGCAUCCCAAUCCCGCCGCUCAACCUCCAGGGAUGCACCAGCGACGGCAUCCUCGUCGCGAACACCCUCGCGGAGUAUCAACCGGAGAGUUUGGUGUGGCCGGUCUUUUUUAACGCCUGCGCGGCGGGGUUUCGGUUUUUACCCUUGCGAGGGCCAACGCGGGGGGGCGGAUGUCUCCCGCUUUCCACACCGGAUGCGGCCGAUCCCGGGGCGUUCGUUAGCGGGGCGCAAACCCCUAUCUCCCGGCAUUGGGUGGUGUAUCAGACGCGCAGCGUGCCGUGCCCGAGCUCGCGUGCGGGGCUGCUCCUCGCGGCCGGGGUCCUCGGCCACCUGACAGUGCUGGAGAAAACGGAUAUCUUCUCCCUCCUCACCUUCCCCCAGGUUCACUCCGAGGCGAUGACGAUUUCCGUCAUGCUCGGCCUCAGCUGCAGCUUCCGUGGUACGGGCAACGACGUCGUCUUCGGCUGCCUUUUGAUCCACGUCCAGUCCCUCACGCCGAGGGUGGAGGAGAUUGAGGUGCCGCUAGACGUGCAGACCUCCGCGCUCGUCUCCAUCGGGCUGCUCUGCCAGCAGAUGCCGACGAACACCUUCCUGAUCGAGAUGUUUCUCACCGAGAUGUCGAGGUUGCCGUCGGAUGAGCACUGCGUGAAUCGUGAAGGGUACGCCCUGGCCGCGGGUUUCGGGCUCGGCCUGCAGCUCCUCGGGAUGGGCGGCCGCAGUGGGGUCCCUGGGGUGGAGGAUCGGCUGUUUAAAUUUAUGAACGGCGCCCGCCGGGAGCCGCCAACGUCCGCGCAAAAAGGCUUUUACGGCUUCAACGAAGUCAACCGCGACGCCGCGAGCCACUUUCUCACCCGCGCGCUCCUCACGCAGACGGUGAAGGAGUCCUGCCGCUCCUCCUGCAUGCGGGUUUAUGAAGGCAAUUACUACAACGUCGCCGUCUCCGCACCCGCGGCGGUGAUGGCGCUCGGCCUUCUGUAUCUCAAAACGGAUCGCGAGUCCGUCGCGAAUCAGCUGCGGCCGCCGAAUCAAAUCGCCGGGAUGCAGGCCGUCUCCCCGCUGCUCUGCAUGCUGCGCACGAUGAUGGGAAAUUUAAUCCUGUGGUCGAGCCUCUUCGCCUCCCGCGAGGCGCUUUACGCGACGGUGCCGAGCUGUUUGCUGGAGCUUUCCACCGCGGAGGGCCUCGCCGCGCCGCAGGUGAAUUACCUCCGGACGAAUCUCGGCUACUGCGUCGCCGGCGCGAUCCUGGCGCUCGGCCUCCGCCACGCGGGGUCGAUGGACGCCGACUCCCACGCCCUCAUCCUCGCCGAGCUGCAGGGCUUUCUGAAAGGCCACAUCGGCUCCACGGGCACCCCGGCCCCCCUCCUGCAGCGCUCCACGGGCGUCUACGAGCCCUGCAUCGCCGCCUGCUGCGUCGCCCUCGGCCUCGUGAUGUCGGGGUCGGGCGACCUCCGAACGUUUACGAUCCUUCAACAACUCCAACGCCGCGCGCGGAACUCCUACGGGAUGGGGAUGGCGAUCGCGAUGAGCAUCGGGCUCCUCUUCCUCGGCGGCGGGCAUCUCACUUUGGCGACAGAUACCGCCUCAAUUGCGGCGCUGGUGCUCGCGUUUUACCCGGUUUGGCCACGCGAUCCGGAGGAUAACACGCACCACCUCCUCGCACUCCGCGCCCUCUACGGCCUCGCCGUCGUUCCCCGCGUCGUUCAGACAGUCGAUGCGGUGAGUCGACGGCCAGUUUCAGUGCCGAUUCGCGUCGUCCUGCGGAAAGGUCGCGUCUGGCAGGAUCCAAAGAACGCGAUCUCCAAGCACAUCUCCUGGACACCACUCCCUUGCGGGCAAGAAAAGCAAGAGGUCCGAUUGCAGACCCCUUGCCUUUAUCCUCCGCCGGAGAUGAUCGAGCGGAUUGAAAUCCGAAGCACGCAGCACUACCCGCAGGUCCUCACCCACGACACCCACGCCAUCACCGAGUACGGGCUUUGCGUGCGAAUUCUGGAAAAACGAACGGAGUCGGCCGAGGGGGUUUCUUUUUCCUCCUCCACACACGGCCACGCGAUCGCACAUGCGGGAAACGUCAAUGAACGUCGCCUGCUCGACGCCGUGCGGGGGUUAUUUUGCCAGGAGCAGCGCACGAGCAUGUCGGCGACGCUCUCCACCAUCGACAGCAUUAAACUCCUUCUGACGGCGCAGCAGACGCUGUUGCGCUCGGUGAGCCUCCCGGAGGAUUACCACGAGCUCAUCUCCCGCGACUUCGGCUGCGCGGUGGAGCAGACGAUGCAAAGGCGCUACCAGUUCAUCUUCUCCCACGCCUCGCGGGCGAGGGGGAGGGCGGCUGAAACGGACCCCAACGGGGGUUCGCCCAGCCCCCCUCAUCCGCUGCACCUCCUCCUCACGCAGCGAAAAUCGUUCGCGGAGGUCGUGCAGGCGAUUCUAUGCCACCCCACGGGCACGCACGCCUUCCCGUGCGAUUUCACCGCCCUCUCCGACGUCGCGGGGGGGUUCGCCGAGCAGCCAACGGACUCUCAAACGGAUCGCCCCGAGGGAUUCAACCCGCUGGACGCGAUGCAGGUGAAGCGGUGGAUCGCGGAGGCGCUUCAUUUCUACCUGGACGUAGGAGACGGCAUUCAAGAGCUGCGCGCCGUUUUCUCAGACCACAAGGCGUUAGCAAAUCCGCCGCUCGGUAAGAUGCACUUGGUUCUCCAACUCAAACAACGGCUGAUGCUCCCCAUGGCCACCCUGGAGAAGCUUCUGGUGUGCUGCUUGUGA